Molecule: messenger RNA, 5484 nt
Organism: Patiria miniata (bat star)
Lineage: Eukaryota; Metazoa; Echinodermata; Asteroidea; Valvatida; Asterinidae
Product: sushi domain-containing protein 2-like
Exons: 3
Coding region: 384-4007 (1207 amino acids)
Source: RefSeq, a predicted model, not a curated record
GAGUGUAAACAAUUCUCAUCAAACAGUUAGCCCUCCCGAUAAAACAGGCCUUAUGAUCUACGGGAAUUUCCAGAAAACAUCGAGCAAAUUUUGCAAUCUGCCCACGAUAAUUUAUCACGAGAUUAAAAUCUAUGGACUAUCAAAGUGAACCGGAUCUAGCCACGAAGCUUUUAUAGCAGGGCUGAAAGCUAUAAAGGGAGUACAGUAACACAUAUCUUGGCCAGGGAGGUUGUUUAUUGUGUCGACAGGCCGUCUGCGCUUUACCACGGGAACGAGGAGACAAUCGAAAGGAGCAAGCCUUUAAUACAUCUGAAACAGGAUCGAGCAGUUGGUUCUCUAGACAAAUCAUUUGUUUGCGGCUAAAACGUCAUUCGUUGUCCAGAAUGAAGCAUCUACUGAAGAGACAUCAUUUCUGGCUGGUCAUCUUAUUGACACUUGCAUUUCCCGAAAUGCUUGCUUCGGCUCUGGAUCUUGAGUUACCUGAUAACAAACAGCCUCAAUGCGUUGGGAUAUCAAGAGGUAAACACUUUGUCCUUGGGUUUAUUGAUAAUAUCAAUGACGGCUACCUCGCAUCCAGGGAGCUGUUUAUUUUGGUGGUGGCGUUUAGUAAUCAGCAAACCACGGUCACCGUCAGCAGUAAGCACGAAACAGAAGGGAAACCAUUCCAGGAGACCUUUGUGAUCGAUGCUGGUGGAUUUAUCAAGACCAACAUACCAGUUGAACUGGUGAUGGAAAACACAGAGAGAAGCCAAAAAGUGCUGGACAUUUCAGCAAGCUCUGAUGUUUCUGCUUACGGUCUGAUGUAUCAAGAUUACUCCACUGACGGUUUUCUUUGCAUACCCACAAACAAUCUUGGCAUGCAAUACGUGGUGACGACGUCAAGACCAUUGGGUGAUCAACGAUCGCAGUUUGCUGUACUUGGGACAGAGGAUUCCACUUUGGUCCAGGUUACUGUACGGGGAGCUGUUACAUUCCAAGGGCAGAGCUAUAGUCCAGGUGACGUGUUGAGAUUCACUGUCAAUAACUUAGAAGCCGUUCAAAUCCAAGGUAAUAUGUUGGUAGAUGUAACUGGAAGCAUCAUUCAGAGUGACAAACCAGUUGCUGUGUUCAGUGGCAAUGAAUGCACAAACCACGCUGGUUCAGCUUGUGAUACAGUGACUGAGCAGUUGGUACCAGUUAAAAGUUGGGGACAGAAACACAUGUACACCGCGGCCCGAAGUGACGAUGACAACAUCUACCGAAUUGUUGCUUAUUUCAGCGAAACAAACCUUACCAUUCCCGGCCUUGAACACCAGUCGUUGGAACCGGGUGAAUUUUGGGAAGGGCGUCUUUCGGGUUCCGGCCUCGUUACGUCAAGCAAACCCGCUCUGAUGAUGCAGCAUUUGGCGUCCAUCAAUGGUAUCACAGUCGACCCCUCCAUCAUUCAGGUUCCUGCAGAAGAACACUUUGGGUUUGUGUUUGGAUUCACGACCCCUCCUCAUUCUGCAGGUGAUUCCGGUGGUUACUUCAAUUUCAUCAAUAUCAUUGUGAAAAACGAUUCUCGGGAAACCGUUUAUCUUAACGGCUCCCUAAUCAACGGCACAAAUGUACACGAAAGCGAUGUUCCUCACACUAGUUACAUGUCACUUACUGUUCAACUACCUAAAGGCGAAGGUGUCUACUACGUCGAACAAACAGAUCCUUAUUCAUCACCCCUCUCCGUCAUUGUCUAUGGGUAUGAGAGUUCCGAAUCCUAUGGCUACGCCGCUGGUCUGUCUCUCCCCAGCAAUAAACAAGUGCUGAGUUUGACACCGUACUAUUUACGAGAACUUGGUGGCGAGCUUUUUACGGUAACUGUUCCCUGUUUGCAGACAAACGCUAUAUCCCUUCAAAAUGCCAUGUGCAAAUUUUCCACUGGCUUCGGAGAUGUCCUGGUUCCUGGUGAACGCACCGACUCUUAUACCGUGGUCUGUAUCACCCCCACCUUUUACACGAACGGACUUACAUCUGUCUAUGUUUCGCUUGACGAUGGUGAAUCAUUUCCGUACUCUGGCAUUGUGUACGUUGCAGGCGAAGAAGACCUCGCACCACUAGUUCAAAUCCAACAAGUGACAUCUGAAUAUGGCAAUGGCAUCAUUGACCUUACCUUAGGUGACCCAAUCGUCUUAUCUUGGGAUCCCAGAAGUCUUGGUGAAGGCGUUUCACAUGUGACUGUUAUGAUGCAAGACACAGAUUACGACAGUGACGGUAAUCCAGUCUUGAUGGAAGGUGUUGCAGUGAAGAACAAUGUCUUGAACAACGGAAGACUGACGAUACAUGCAAGCGACCUGGAAACACUCACCAGUGAUGGUUUGUCACUCACAGCAUUUUAUCUUACUCCAAUUGGAAUGACAAGACAAAGAAGUAUUGGGAGUUUGUUGUUGCGCUUACGUCAUUAUGGUCCAGCUGUUAUUAUAGUUACUGCAAUCACAUGUGAAGUUUCAAAGUACCAGUUAAAGGAUACUACGCCUACUGGGCUUCCUUCGUGUCCCUGCAACACAGCACAAGCUGACCGAGACAUUCUUAAUUUUCAGGAGGCGAAUUUUAUGAAUUCCGUCUUCCAUCCGGGUGCUGCGAACUGUUAUCGUUCUGUUAAUUCAUUGCCGACUGGAGCAGGCCAACAGUGUUGCUACGGGAACGACGGUAACAUCCUUGUUGGGCCCCGUGGGGGAGGAACAGCCGACAGGUACAGUCCGGGAGAACAUUUCUGGAAACAUCAAUGGUUCGACGUUCUUCCUUGGCUUUGCUCGUGUGUACUGUCAAACGACUGUAACAACUAUUACAAGUACAGGCCAUCAGAUGACUGUUCUGACUACGAACCACCUCGACCGGCUGGGGGCACUGGGGAUCCCCAUCUGACAAGUCUAGAUGGCUACAAGUUCACCUUUAACGGUGCAGGAGAAUUUCUAAUGGCGUCAUCUGCAGAAAAUAACUUAACCUUUCAAGCCCGUAUGGAGAGGUACCGCAACACCAACGCCUCUGUGUACACAGCAUUCGUUCUUCAAACCAACGAUUCCUCCAAAGUCCAGAUACAGAUGUCUGAUAUGGCAUUCGUUCUUCAAACAAACGAUUCCUUAAAAGUCAAGGAGACACUGAUUCUUGUAGAUGGUGAGCCAUUGCAUCUUGACUCGAUACCUUUCAAAGUUCAUCACCUCAGAGGUGUUCAAAUCCGCUUCAACUCUGACUUGACCAAAAUCAACAUAGCCUUUAAUGCUGGCAUCGCUGUCACCGUGUACAUCGAUACCGAGGUGAUGUCUUUCAUCGCUCAACUGGAUACCAAGUUCGAAGGUCGGGUUUCCGGGCUUCUUGGUAACCUAAACGGAAAUCCAGAUGACGACCUUCAGUUCCCAAACGGAACCAUUAUGCAGCCUGGUUCUUCGCUGAAAGAACUUCACGAGUAUGGUUUGGAGUGGUUGGUGGCUAAAGAAGACUCUAUAUUCACCUACAUUUCCCCAUUUGACUACAACACAUACCACUUUCCUGAGUUUUCCCCGAACUUCGAGGUUCCUGAUCUGAACAAAGUGAGUCAGGAAAUCAAGGACCUGUGUGGCGAUUCCAUUGAGUGUGUCUUCGAUGCGGUAAUCACCGGCAGCCUGUCUUUUGCUAACGAGACUCUGGUGGUGGAAAGCACAAUAAGUGAAGUCCAGAAAGGGUUGGUGAAGAUUGUCAGUUGUGGCUACCCGGGUGAUGUGGAGAACGGAAAGCUGUCAGGGACUGUGUAUCUCGUUAACGCCACUGUGGAUGUGGCUUGUGAUGAUGGCUUUUCCUUGAAAGGGUCUUCUAGUCUGACUUGUCUUAAGGAUGGUCAGUGGUCUUCUGACCUUCCUAUUUGCAUUGACGUAGAAGAUGGAGAGAAGAAAGGGCUAGAUGGGGGCAUCAUAGCUGCGAUUGCUGUUGGUGGUGUGUUAGCUGUACUUGUAGUCUGUGGGCUUAUGUACUUUUCGAUCAAGUACGUGUUGCAUAAAGGCAAGGUCGGGGUCGGAAGCUAAAUAACAAUGAAGAGGGAUUAUAAAAUGAGCCAUUCAAAUGUAUUCGUAGUAUGUCAUGCAACUGGUUCUCGUUUGAUGUAGUAUCUUUCAUUAAUUUUAAGGUUGACCGUGUGGGAUGCCAUGUUUGUACUUUGCUCGUUCCCAUUGCCUUAUCCAAGGGCGUUGGUAAUUUCUUUCGGUUCUCAUUGGACGGAUUUUGUUUAACCAGUGACCCAGGUUCAACACUUCCGUGUGAGCAUAACGUGCAUUUACCAUGUGCACAAGUCAUCUACCCCAAAUUAAUGAUUUGUGACCUUGUUCGUUUCCUUCACAAUAAUUAGGGAAAGGAAUAAGCGGACACCAGUGCCCUUCAAUUCGAUAGGACAGGGAGACGAGUAAAUGUCUGCAUAUUCUAUUCCCCCAUGAAAAUAUACAGGACGUGCAAUUGGUGAAUAGCCAUGGGUUAAUGAAGGCCUAUUACAACAGUAACCAGAUUGUUAAAAGUCAAACCAAAAGUCCCCUUGCACCUUAUACGUCACAUCUGAUGCAUGUCUGUGUUCCACUAAGUUACGCAAGAGCAGAAACCUGUUUUUUUUGGUAUUGUCACACAUUGAAUUUAAAUAACAAAACUACUCUCAUUAAGUGGUCUUUAAUGAUAGGCUUAUACAAGAAGCGUAUAGUACAUGAGAUCAAUUUGUAAUGAAGCAAUUGCAUUCCUGCCAACAUAUCAGUGUUGUAGUGGAGACCCUGCAAGACCAACACAAGACCUCCAGUCUCAGUCCAAGUCACAAGCUAUUCAAAUGAACUACAACAAAGGCAUUCCUGUCUGGUCUUGUGAUGGUCUCGACUACAACACUGCCACAUAUCAGAAAAGAAACAGAAUGCAGAAAGCCAAACCUUUUUAACCGAAGACCUAAUAUGUAAGUUAGCAGAAAUACUGUAAGCCUACAGUGUGUUUCUUUUAAUAGUGUUAUGGACCAGUUGGCCUCAUGAAUUCAUAGUUUAAAAAUGUCAGAGCAUGAUCAUGAUUAAAUGAGAAUCUACAAUACAUGGCUCAGAAGAUUUUGAACCUUAGAAUUAGACUUAAUUGCAACAGUUUUAAUUGCAAACCCCACAACACAUUCAUUUAUACAUAUAUUUCUUUUUUUUUCUUUAUAAAAAAAAGGAUAGAGUAUCGAUACAUUUAACUAGAUAUAAAAGUAUUUUCGCAGCUCAAUUAACACCUACUUUUUGCAAAUUUCAGUUACAUAAUAUUGCAUUGCAAUUGGAGAGUUAAAAGUAUUUCGUUCCUAUUGUUCAACUAACGGGAUUGUAGUGAUAUGUGUAAAAUGAUGUAUUCUUCACACUUUUUCAAACACUUCAUGCCUUGCAUUAAUAUUCACUUCUAAACAGUUUGCUCUAACAGUAUUGUUGCCGACAAGUUUGUUUUAUAACUAAGAAAUGUACAUGAUCUCAAGUAUGUUAAUAAUACCAAAACUCUUUUGCCAAGAGAAUUUUA